Messenger RNA from Fomitiporia mediterranea MF3/22, 1155 nucleotides. RefSeq lists its product as uncharacterized. The coding region runs from base 1 to 1155 and encodes 384 amino acids. NCBI's taxonomy places the organism in Eukaryota, Fungi, Basidiomycota, Agaricomycetes, Hymenochaetales, Hymenochaetaceae. The transcript has 8 exons. The record is from RefSeq and is a predicted model, not a curated record.
AUGCAUCGUAAUAUUCAACAGGAGGAUCGCAAUAGUGCGUAUAUGGUUGAUCAUUACCACGCUACCUCUUUUAGUUACACAGCUGGUCCAUUUCUAGUCUCUCCCCAGGUUGGACCCACACAUACUUCCGAGUUCUCCAAACACAAAUCAAAGCAUUCAGACAAUGUUGGAUCCGAAGAUUAUGCUGUUAUAGAGAGAGUUGUCUCGCGUACACCAUCUCCUACGCCGUCAGAGACGGCCUUUCUCAAUAGAAAUGGUUUCAUUGAUUGGCAGCGUAUGCGUAGCUGGAGGUUUUGGCUGAGAAAAGACAGGAUAUGGUACUAUGCCAUAGCACUGAUAGUCAUCACAUUAACCGUUCUUCUCGCUCGUUUCAACAAGAAAAUUGUGAAUGCGCUUGAACCGACAGCACGCCAUCUGCGAGAGAUACGCGGUGGAUGGCUUAUACCGAUUACCAUUCUAUUCGUUAUUUCAUUUCCACCACUUCUCGGCCAUGAGAUAGUAGCCAUGCUUACUGGAGUCAUCUGGGGAUUCUGGAUUGGAUUUGGUAUUACAGCUGCUGGAACUCUUCUUGGCGAGAUCGGUAACUUCUACGCGUUCAGGUACUGCUGCAAGGCGAAAGGUGCUAAAGUAGAACAGAGGAGCCUUUACUAUGCCUGUCUUGUCAGGGCAAUUAGAGAAGGGAGCUUCAAGGUCGCACUUAUUGCACGGUUCAGUGCAAUCCCUGGACAUUUAUUGACGGUCAUAUUUUCAACUUCCGGGAUGAAUAUUGUCGUAUACAUAUUCGCAACGGCUCUAUCACUUCCGAAACAGGCUGCGCUUGUCUAUCUCGGCGUCGUCUUAGAGACGACUGGCAUAGGCAAAGAAAGCCGCGAAGAAAGAAUUGUCUCCGGAGUCAUUGUUUCGGUGACGGUAAUCGUGACUAUUAUUGCGAUGCGAUACGUACAUCGUCGGAUGAACGGAGUCAAGCAAGCCGUCGUAUAUUCUCGCCGCAAGGCCCGGCAGGGAAAAUUGAGUCGCUCAGAUACCAUAAGGUCUGCACGCUCCGAGUUUCAUGAAGGGAGCAUUUCGCAUAUCCACCGCCCGAUUCCCUUACGUACUCUGCCACCCGCAGCAAACCUGAGUGGUUCCUCUCUUCUGGUCAUCAAUCGAGCAUGA